CGAAAAGCAGGUUGCCAGUGAGCUCUCUGCAAAUAUUGACUGUCCAUUACUUUAGAAGCGCUUCGACAACCCGCGAUUCUGCCCUGUAAGGAUGGACAGAUGCACUACGGGUGUGUCCUCUGCCAGUCUUGCAGCACUUCCCACAGAGAUACUCUUUCUGAUCACGAAGCGACUUGACCUGGCCGCCCUCGCGAGGCUCGCGGAUACGUGUCAUGUUCUCUACCAUCGGCUUGAGGAGGAACUGUACAGUCGCCCCGGCACCGCCAGCAAGGCUCUCACAUGGGCUGUCUCUAAGGGCGUCACUGCGACUAUUCGUCGUGCAGUUACGUUCGGCGCUGAUGUGAGUGCAGUACCAGGAACAGACGGCCGAACAAGAUCAACAUUAUGGCUCGCUGCAAAGAACAAUCAUCUCAACGCCAUCGAGUGCCUCUUGGACCUUGGCGCCGACAUGAACAUGGCAUCCACCCGUCAACGGGAUUACCACAAAUUUCUCAGGUGGCUGUGUUGGCAGUCGCACUCUGACACAACAUUCUUGUUGAAGGUGUUGAAGACCGAAGCAAGCAGGCAGAUCAUCAAGAACGGGUUGAACAGUCUCGAUCUGUGUUUGUAUAUGAAGACCCGCCGCAAGUCGCCCUCGAUGGACGUUGUCCGACUUAUUCUGCAACUCGGCGCAAGCCCCCGCAGGCUACAGCUUGCAGAAGCAGACCUAGACUCUCCGGAGCCUUUGGGUCUGGGCAAGCCAUCGGGCAAGACGAUACAAUGCCCACUCGUUUGCGCAAUGGUAUACGGGGGUUCCCGGCCCCUUUUCGAUCUUCUCCUCGAAUACGGAGCCGAUAUCCAUGGCAAGUCCGGAACAUCUAUUGGUCGAUCUCGAGACUGCGUCCCAAUCUAUUGCGCGACAUUAAUUCAUUCUAUACCCUAUGAUCCAUCAUCCAAAGCCGGCGACAUGUCAUGGAUGCUGGCCUGCCUCGAGGCCGGCGCCGAUAUCAAUCAUCCGGGGAACAGAGAAUCCCAACCUGGGCUACAAUAUGAUCAGGCCUGCAGCCACAAAGACGAGCACUGUUACCUGUCUUGCUCGUCCACAUGGCCAUGUCGUUUCCUGAGCCCGCUGACUAGCUAUCUCGCCGGAAUCAACACCUACAGCAGGGGAGAAUUCAGCCAGCACGUAUGGCCGGAAGAGCUCGCCGGCGUACAAUUCUUUCUCGAUCGCGGCGCCGUCCUCUGGCGGCCAGCCCCCAGCCCUUCUCAGCAUCAUCCACCGGAGCGAUGGGGCAACUUUCACCCCUGGAGUCCACUAGGGCCGCCUCCGCUGAUACCGCACAAGGCAGACAAUCCCAUAGUGUACAGCUUCCUCCUCAACCUCCGGGAACACAAGACGAACGCACCGGUGGCCCUCUACCAGAUUAUGCACUACCUAUGGGACAGACAGCCGCUGGACCACAUUGACGUCGCUAAGAGGCUCCUGUGCGAGCACAAGUACGUGACCUGGCGCCAGUGGCUCCAUAAUGAGCCGCCCGACGCAGAGCACGGCUUGUUCGUACGGCGGGUGAUCCGGGAGUUCUGGCGAUAUCGCGGCGAGGACGCCGCCACGGACUUGAGAUUCAUCGAAACGUUGAAAAGCGGUGACGGGAUGGAGGAGUACCAGAUCGCCGGAGGGUGGAAAGACUUUGAAUGAGUCGUGAAGGGCUCUCCUGCUGCGAAUCUUUUCUAGAAGGAGCUGCGGGGAGGGGAGCGCAGGAGUUGCUUGGAUAUAUUUUGAUGUUUGUUUCUUAGACUUGGUACUCCGCUUUCACGGGGUGGGCAAUCAAGUCAUGAGUUGAAGAGUCACCAGAGAGCUGUAAAGUCAUUUCCCGGCAAUUGAUUAGCGAGGAGGAGCAGCUCCCAUAUCCCACGCAUGAGAAAGCGAACAAGUGGGCAGAGAGCAAACUGAGAACGCUUGAAGGUAGGGGGGAGAGCCCAGAACGUGGGAAGAGCCAUAAAUCCAAAACAGCCCACCAUGACAGGAG
Molecule: messenger RNA, 2006 nt
Organism: Microdochium trichocladiopsis
Lineage: Eukaryota; Fungi; Ascomycota; Sordariomycetes; Xylariales; Microdochiaceae
Exons: 1
Coding region: 92-1675 (527 amino acids)
Molecular function (GO): protein binding
Source: RefSeq, a predicted model, not a curated record